This is a messenger RNA of Melanotaenia boesemani (Boeseman's rainbowfish), 4618 nucleotides long. RefSeq names its product ring finger protein 165a (gene ark2ca). Bases 102 to 1136 code for a protein of 344 amino acids. The transcript has 8 exons. Gene Ontology annotation, molecular function: ubiquitin protein ligase activity; zinc ion binding. NCBI's taxonomy places the organism in Eukaryota, Metazoa, Chordata, Actinopteri, Atheriniformes, Melanotaeniidae. The record is from RefSeq and is a predicted model, not a curated record.
ACAACGCAGGCUGUCCGUUUGAAUGUGCAGGGGACUGGAGGGGAUCAUUUCCAUGGACCAUCUGUCUCACUGGCUGCACUCCCAACAAAGAAGGACCCAGGAUGGUGUUAGUCCAUGUUGGAUAUCUGGUUCUCCCCGUCUUCGGCUCAGUUAGAAAUAGAGGAGCGCAUUUCAGCAGGCAUCAGCACAGCCAUGCUACCUCCUGCCGACACUUUCACCUGGGCGCUCCCCAGGCGCCCAUCUCAGCAGAGUUCCCUCUCGGACAUGCCAGCCAACUCCCACAGACUGGUCUGGCCGCCCACCUGUCCCCCGCACAUCACCCAACCCUCACUGCCCUGUCCGCACCUCCUCAGUUUCAGGAUGUGCCGGGGCCUUCAUUCCUACCUCAGGCCUUACACCAGCAAUACCUCAUCCAGCAGCAGCUGCUUGAAGCACAGCACCGCAGAAUUCUCCCGCACUCCAGAAGAACCCAGGAGCGCAUCCCUAUGAACCCUCACCGACUGCGUUCAGGUUAUGAGUACUCUGGCCCUCUCCAUGUUCCCCAGCCACUGACACAGCAGCCACGUUAUCUGGCCGAAGGCACUGACUGGGAUCUUAGUGUAGAUGCUGGCCUCCCUCAUCAGUACCAGCUCCAGCAGCUCCCACAGCACUAUCAGCAUUACCUGGCCUCUCCUCGAAUGCACCACUUCCCCAGGAACACAUCGUCUGCACAAGUGGUUGUGCAUGAAAUUAGAAACUAUCCGUACCCCCAGCUGCAUCUGUUGGCCCUGCAAAGUCUAAAUCCUUCAAGGCACGCCGCCGCUGUGAGAGAAAGUUAUGAGGAGCUGUUGCAGUUGGAGGAUCGACUGGGUAGCGUCAGCAGGGGAGCUGUUCAGACAACUAUAGAGAGAUUUACCUUUCCUCACAAAUACAAGAAGAGAAAGCCUCUGCAGCUGAAGAUUGGGGAGGAAGAAGAGACAGAUGUGGAUGAGAAGUGUACCAUCUGUUUGUCCAUGCUGGAAGACGGAGAGGAUGUCAGGAGAUUGCCCUGCAUGCACCUCUUCCACCAGGGCUGUGUGGACCAAUGGCUGGCCACUAGCAGGAAGUGUCCAAUCUGUCGAGUUGACAUCGAAACACAGCUGAACCCUGACAGCUGAUGAGAUUCGACUCCCAGUGAUCCAGUCACACUGUUGUGGUUCUGUUUUUUUCUUCCAUCCCGGCUUGCCGACUCUCCCUCCCCCCACAGCCCCCACUGUUGGGGUGCUUUGCCAAAUGUCUCCAGACUUCCUGUGACAUCACAACCCUUCUGACUCAUGCUUUACUGAGCCAAGCCAGGACUGCACGAGAGGCCGCAAAGGACUCUCCUUAUAGAAGCACAUCCUUCUGGAAGCAAAAGACAAAUACACGCAUACUUAUGUACACAGGGUUUACUUGUAGCUUGCUGGUUGUAAGUGGGGUGUUGUUGCUGUUGUGGUGUUGUACUGUAGGUAGCCACGGGGUGUGUAGCAUGUCCUCAAAGCCAUGAUUUAAAGUCCUGAGAGUGGAAAACACAUAACCCCACACUGAGCUGGCUACUCUUCUCUCUCCUUUCUCUGUCUUUCUAAAACAUACAUAUAUAUAUAUAUUAUUAAAUAUAUAUAUUUCUCUUUUUUCAAACAUUCAGUCAAAAUGAAUAUUCUGCCACACAAAAAAGCUUAACUGAAACAAAAUACUCAGAUGCCAUGUUUACCCACAGGUCAUUUGUGGUCGUCGUAGAGUAGCACUAAUCAACAAGUAGUGGACCUUCCAGGGGCCAAGCACCAGCUAGCUGAGUGUUUUGAUCCUAUCAUGCAGCUUUGACAUUUUGCAAUACAGUUAUACUUACCUUGGGUUGGUGUUGUGUCAGUAGGUCUCUUCAUUGCUGUGGAAACUGAAACCAGUGAUUGAGUUGUUUGGUGUUUGAAAUUAGAGUUAAAAAAAAAUGGGUCACAGUGUUUUACCAAAAUGCAUUUUGUGGCAGUGUAGCUUGAAUCUGCACACAAGUUUUGUGUGUAUGUGUGUGUGUGUGUGUGUGUGUGCUCUGCCCUGCUGUGUGUGACUUAAAGAAUGUGUCUAACAAACAUGUGGAUGUUGAACAUGCAAAUGUGAGUGUACUUCAUGAGUUCGAAGCAAUGCCUGGAAUUAAACACAUUGUAGGUUAAUAGCAUGACCACUGGAGUGCAUAUACAACACAAAGCCAAAAAAUAAAAAAUAAAUAAAUAGAAAAAAAAAAAAACUGGAUGAAAAGAAAAGGCUAUCAUGCACAGCAGAGCUAGGUGGGAGGAUUUAGCUGACCUUAUACCUGAAUUUUUAUCUGGCAGGGGGCCAGUGGCAGAACAGUGUACUAAAAAUGCAUGUUUCGUUGUUGGCUUGGGCUAUCAGCUUUGGUAGCGUUACUUCUGUUUAAAACGGCACAGAGAUGCCUGUGCAUGACAACUAAUCUGAGCUCUGACUAUCUUCUCAACACUAACAAACAAACAAAAAAACUCAGUCAGCUGUUGCUCCCCUGACUUGUAGCGUGUGUUCAUCCUGUCCCCCUUGUUGGCAACGAUGGGAUCCUCUUGAUGUUUACCUUAUUGCCUAAAGAGCAAGCACAUUUGAGAAUAGUUAUAGCAACAAGAAGUUAAUCCUUGAUAUUUCAUUUGUGUUGGUUUAUAUUUAGGUAUAGAUUCAUGCAGUGUUUCUAGCUGGGAAAGGAGCUUUUGCGUAUUGAUCUUGUGUAUUUGUGUGACAGACCUCCCCUCGUGGUUGCUAUGCUGGUUGCUAUGCUGUAUUGCUAGAACAUGUAGAACGUGAUGCGAUGGAGGCAGCCUCCCUCUCACAGUGCACACAGACACGAGACAACACAACAGCAGGGAAACAUUCGGGCUGUUACAGUGAGUCACUCACAUCUUUACCACCACUUCCUAAUUUUAAAAACCUUUGUUUGUGUUAAAGGAUGCCUUUAGGACCUUCACUGUCCUUUGCACUAUGAUAGAAAAGAUAAGACUUUAAAAUUACUUUUCCAUGUCUUGUGCACUGCCAGUGUUGACACUGCCUCCUCCUGUAGUGGAGUCAUCUGUGAUGAAGUUUUCAUAGUUUACACAGGGUGUUGUCAGUUGAGAUGCCUUAAGUAUUUAACAAGCAUAAUUUAUUACUAACUGUAGAUAUUGUGGGUAUGCAUUUAAUUUUAUAUAGUUAUUUGGGGGCAACUGAAUCAUAAUUUAUUUAUUUAGAAAUAACAAAAAAAAAACAUUAUGGGAAAAAAAAACAAUUACCUCAUUUUUGCAUUGUUUUAAAUGGGAAUGCUUUGCAUGCAGAUGUACUUUUCAAACACUAAAAGGAAAAACUAAACUAGCCCUGCUGUUUGAUUUCCAAAAGCUGGCUGUGCCAUGUUUACUGUCCAAGACUGAGCUACUGAGCCUGCUCUCUGUUUCUAUCUCUCAUGUGGUGCUGUGGAUCUUAGUUACAUUCCAUUCAAUGCAAUUUCUCUGAUCCCCCAUGCUGUGAUGUAGUGGACAAACUGCAACGAAGUGAACUGGUUUUCAGUGUAUAACUUUUUUUUUUUAUUUCAAUGUUUUGCACUCACUUGUUUAGAUAUGGGAACCCUCUCACUGGCAAAAAAAAAAAAAACAACAACAAAAAAACACAAAACACAGUUUAGAUUAUUUUACUGGUUAUUUUCUCUCUGUGCACUGUUCCUUCACUUUUGUAUCUUUGAUUUGAAGCUCUUUGAUGUUUUUCUUAAGUUCUCUUGUAGACAUAAACAUAACAAGUGCCUCGCUAUAAGUGUUGAGAGAUAUCUCCAUGUUACUGAACCCACUAACAACAAUCAGUCCAUAAAGCCACCAUGCCUUGUUGGUUGCAUAAUUAAUCAAAUGGAUGAGACAUGAAGAAGCUAUGUUAACAAGUUCUCAAAAAAAUGUUCAAAUAGCUGCUGUUAGUGAUGCAUCGCAUAUAGUGGAAAUAUUCAGACUAUUAAGAGGCAUGUUUCACUGUGGACUUUUCAAAUAUUACAGUCAUUUCUCUUUAAUUGAUUUCAUUUUCCCUCUCCUGUCCUUUCCAUUUGUUUGAUUUUACCCGUCCCGAGAGGACUUUCUGUCCUCUCAAGGAUUAUAAAGCACAACUUUUUCUAAAAAUGCAUGUUUUCUCAGGUUUCUGUGUAGUCACCAUGGCUCAAUAGUUUAUGGUGAAAAUAUAUACAAAGAAUAUAAAUGGGGAAAAAAGGUGUAAAUUUAGUUGCUGCUUGAAUUUUAAACAAACUGAAGAGAAAAUAUGCCAAAAAGUGCCAGUGAAAGGGCUGCCGACAUCCUUGUAUGAAAAUCUGCUGUUUAGCUGUGAAUGCGCAAUGUUUUUCAAUAUAGGAUAUUUUAUCUGAAAAUAGAACUAUUUAUCAUUAAUAUUAAAGCAAUAGCGCAUUAAUGGUGAUGAGUGUGUUGAUGAAGAAUGAGCAUAUUAUGGGUAAAUGUUCAAUUCACACUUGGUGGAAUUUUGUACUUUAACUUUAUUUAUUAUUAUUUCUACUAAUAAUGAUGAUGAUUUCAAAAAUUGCAUUGCUAAACCCAAACUCCUCUGUUUUGUUUUUUAUUUUAAUCUAAUUUCAUGGCUUGUAUAUUAUCCUUUUAUAUGUGCUCUUUUUGUA